Drosophila kikkawai is the source of this 654-nucleotide messenger RNA. RefSeq lists its product as uncharacterized. Lineage: Eukaryota; Metazoa; Arthropoda; Insecta; Diptera; Drosophilidae. The record is from RefSeq and is a predicted model, not a curated record.
AAUCAUUCAGGGAAAGGAAGACUUCUGAUCCUCAUUUGCUAUUUUAGCUAUUCAUUGCAAGUCCGAUACGAAUUCGUUAUGGAGGAUGAAAAGGUAUUUUCGGACUGCGAACCUAUGCCGCCAGGAUCUCGGAAUGCAAGCGGACUCUUCGACUUCUCCCAAUCGACUUUCACUAUGGAUGAGAAUGGAAUAUAUAUUGAGGGAAAUGUGACCUCCGUGUGGAAUGUACACCCUAGAGAUGUUGUUAAGGCGGAGUUAUCUCUUUCAUACUUUGACCGUGGGUCUUGGGUGCCGACCAUACUGAAUUUGGCUCCUAAGGACUUAUGCAAGGUGCUCUACGACAAAAAGCAAUACUGGUAUAUUUACUGGUUUAGCCACGUCACAAAUGCAGAGGAUGUGAAGGAUAAAUGCCUUUAUUACGGAACAACAUUUAUUUUUGAACCAUUUUAUUUCAACAUAUUCCUUGGCCUUGAUAUGCCUCUGAGAGGUGGGCGUUAUCUGAUUAACAUUGGGCUAACUGCCCACGAUCCAAAUGGUAUCAAGCGCGAAGACACGAUUUGCAUGGGAAUGCGCGGUGAUUUGAAUAAGAUUCUAUAAUCUCGGCAGUAAUGUUCUCUUUCAAUUAAAAAUCCUGGCUAAUGCUUUCAAAUGCUG